GACAAGGAUUGUGGAGGUUUAAACUCCUAGCUCCGGAGGUGACAAGGGGACACUAUCUACAGUCCUGUGUUUCUGCCCAGUUUGGACUCCCAGUUUGCCCAUCAGGCUGUGCAGAUGGAAGGGGGAAUGUCUGUGUCUCUGUGGUGUGAGGAGGUGGAGGACGUCCACGGUCAGGACCAGGGUCCGACUGAAGCCAAGAACCUCAUCAGGUGUUCGCCUCAGGUUCGAGCCACCUGGGACCCCACAGUGUCAGGACAUCGCGUGAUCCAGAGGCUGCUUCACAUGGAGGAGAGGUACAUGCCCUCCAUGCUCUACGUCACCCUGAUUCAGCGGGAUCCUGAGCGCAGGGAGGAGCUGGCCAAGUGGGCCCUGGAGGUGUGCUGUGAGUGCGGCUGUGACGAGGCAGUCUUCCCUCUGUCCGUCUCUCUCAUGGACAGGUUCCUGUCUGUCUCUCUCUCUGUACCUGUCUCGCCUUACUGUCUGGCUGCGGGCUGCAUCCUCAUCGCCUCCAAGCUCACCGAGUGUGACAACAUCACGGCAGACACCCUCUGUGCCGCAGCUGAGUACAGCUUCCAACCCUGCAACCUGCGGGAAUUGGAGCGCCUCAUCCUCGCCACCCUCCGCUGGGACACAGCAGCUGUGACGCCACAGGACUUUCUCCCGCAUUUUCUAGCCUCCGUGGGGCAGCAGGGACGCGGCACCGGCGAGGAGUCAGAGGAGGAGCGUCUGUCCACCCUGCGGCGGCACAGCGACACGCUGGCCGCUAUGUGUGCUUGCGACUCGCGUUUUUUGGGAGCGCCUCCAUCACUUGUUGCUGCUGCAUCACUGAACUGUGCCCUGCGAGGUCUGGGCAACAAGAGACUCCCCCAGCUGGCUCUUAUGAGUGAAGCUUUGGCAGAGCUGUGCCAGACUGACCUGGCAGUGCUGCAGUGCUACAGUGAGAUGAUCGAACAUGCUCUCCGGCAGCGGCUGAGGAGUGGGCAUCAACAGGGACCCAUGGAGAAAGAUGAAGAGGUGGAGAAUGAAAGACCUGGGACGCCCACUGAUAUGAGGGAAAUUGAUUUCUAAACACGUGUGUGAGAUGUUACACUGAAAAAGUGAACUACUGAAAACAGUAAUCAGUCAAACUGAUAUAAAAUGAAAAUGCCAUGUUUUAUGUACUCUGAAAUGAUAAUAUUAAGUAACUUAAUUUAUUCUUGGUUAAAUUAUUUGUAACAUUUUUGAAACUAUUUGUUUUUCAUGUGCCAUAUUUUUAUCUAUUGUGCUAAAUUCAUGUCAGACUUCAGGUGUUGUGAUACAUACUAUUUAUAGCAUUUAUUUAUUAUC
This is a messenger RNA of Betta splendens (Siamese fighting fish), 1326 nucleotides long. RefSeq names its product cyclin Dx (gene ccndx). Gene Ontology annotation, cellular component: nucleus; cytoplasm; cyclin-dependent protein kinase holoenzyme complex. NCBI's taxonomy places the organism in Eukaryota, Metazoa, Chordata, Actinopteri, Anabantiformes, Osphronemidae. The transcript has 4 exons. The coding region runs from base 115 to 1068 and encodes 317 amino acids. The record is from RefSeq and is a predicted model, not a curated record. Gene Ontology annotation, biological process: regulation of cyclin-dependent protein serine/threonine kinase activity; mitotic cell cycle phase transition; positive regulation of G1/S transition of mitotic cell cycle. Gene Ontology annotation, molecular function: cyclin-dependent protein serine/threonine kinase regulator activity.